Molecule: messenger RNA, 3426 nt
Organism: Anoplophora glabripennis (Asian longhorned beetle)
Lineage: Eukaryota; Metazoa; Arthropoda; Insecta; Coleoptera; Cerambycidae
Exons: 3
Coding region: 62-1537 (491 amino acids)
Source: RefSeq, a predicted model, not a curated record
CACCGCAGUAAAGUGGUGCGAUGCUGGCAGGGGUGCCCCCGAAACCGACACGUUGUGACAGAUGUUGAGGUGGUUAGGACCACGGAAGGCCCCGGAGCCGCCCGACGCCGGUGGUGGCGUAGCUGCAGUAGCCCAAAACGGGGAGGACGUGACGGACGACCCCUUGGCCGCCAUCGACACUGGCCAGCGUCAUCGGGGCCACAGGCAGAUCUACUCCGUUAGCAGGGUAAAUCCACUCUUCGUCGACGGCGCCGACAACUCCGCUCAAAACAAUAAGAAGUUAGAGCUAGCAUCCCGCCAAAGUUCGCCUGGAGAGAAGUUUAGUUCAUCUGGGUACGAGGGUAGCAACGACAGUUUGGACCCCAUUUACCAGGAACAGGAGAAGCUUAGGAAUGAUUCGAAUGGAAUCGUCGAACAAAAUCCGACCUAUGUCAAAUCGAUUAAAGUUUCGGGUCGUACCACUAAAAUCAACAAACCUGUGCCAUCUCAUUCCAGCUCUUCAGGUGCUGGAACUCUGACUACCAUACCAGAAGGUAAAGUAGAUUUGCCGGUCCCGAAACCCAUCUGGCCUCUUGACGAUAAGAAGUUGUUGGAUCAGUACGAUUCUUUAGUUGACGAUGCUUUGUUACUCUACACGAGUUUGAAUCAUAAUCCCAAUAAAGGAAAAACAUUAGAAAAUUGCAUCGAUUUGUCUGUGAAAGAGCUUCUGGUAGAAUUGUUGACUAGCAUCGACGCUACUCUGGAAGGUAAAAAUGGCACACCGCCGGAAGACAUGCUGAAGAUUAUCAACGAAAAGAUUAGGAUAAAAUUAGACACGCUUAAAAUCUCGACGGAAGAGGAGAUGAAGAAGUUAUGUGUCAACCUGAGUAACUGUAAGAAGAUGAACUCGGUGUUAAGGGCAUUUAGUAAUUCUUCGACCAGUGGGAACUCAAGCCAAAGUUUUCCUGAGUGGAGCAACAACAGAGUAAGGACAUUAUCUUCGGAAACCGAAGACAUUUACCAGACCCCUUCGGGUUCGUCGAGUAGUGGUUUUAGUGAUUCUUUGAAAGAACGAACUAACGUUUUACCGGUAUUUGUUCACGAGGAAUUCUCUAGUGUUCCCAACGGUGUUAGAAAUGCGAUGAUUUAUGGGACCUUGUGCAGGGCUAAAGCCUCCAAUUCAAACGAUUUGUUGCUGAGUAAGUCUAAGAAAACCAUCACCUUGCCCAAGAAGAGUUUACUGAAGGCUGUGAAUGACAGUAAGCCGAGUGUUUGGGAGCAAUACUAUGGGGUUAGAGCUGCCGAAGGAUCAGAUGUCAAGUAUGUGACCAAACCUUCGGACGUUCCUCUUUUUCCUGGUGGGAGGCCUGAAGCUGAUUUCACACUGGACGUCCCACGUUCAGAGUUGUUGUCGAAGAGGAUGAAGGAAGACAAGAAGUGGAGGUGCAGGUGCAGACUGCUGACUUCCUUUCUGGGUCUCAUCUUCUUCCUCCUUUCUGUAAUGGCUGUUAGUUUGAUGCUUACCAGGGGAAAAAGGAUGUUUGGUUCCAUGGUCUAACAUAGCACAUGAAAACGCUUUAGUAUCUACAGUAGCCUACACAUUAUUUCUUUCAAUUAUUUCGAUGAUGUCAUGUUUCUAGUUUGUGCUUUUCUCAAAAUUUGUUAUUAGUUUUGUUGAUGUUAAUAGCAUAAAGAAAUCCAAAAACAAAUGUUUGUGUAAUAAUAGAGCUAACUGCUGUGAAUGUAAUGGAAAUGCAGGCAGAAAGUAACCCAUAGUAAAGGUACCACUACUUUGCCAUUGCGCAUCCUACGCUAAGGGUUUCAGUGAAUUUGGUUUACUUGUGCCUACAUAACCAAUUAUUUUGUUGAAUGUAUGUCAUCACUUUAAGAAUCUGGAGAUACGAAAAUCCAUGUAAAUCGUUUCUUUGAUACAAGUGGCGAGAAAUUUAAAUAAUGUAACAAAUUACAUGGCAUCAUAACAUGACAACCUAAACUGGGUUUAGAUUAUUUGUUAGGUAAAAAAUAUUUUAUAAAAAUUUUUGACUGAUCCUUUUGGUUCAGGGAUUAGUUUAAUCAAUUAUUACAAAAUACUUAAUAAAUAAAGGAAAAGCAAUAACUUCAGACAAUAUAAAGUUUGUUGAAUGUUGAAAAUAUUGUCUAUAAAAUAAAAAAGAAGAAAAAUCCAAUUAAAACAGUUCCCCAUAAAUCAACCCAAACAACCCAAAUUAGGUUCCUGGUAAAAGAAAACAAUUUUUGGGCUUCUUUUUGUUAACACGAUUUUUAAUUCCCAAUUUAUACCCAAUUUAUUGUACCAUUUAAGGUCCCCCCUCUGCAUCAUGAAGACAGUUUUAUAUAGAUUCUCGUAUCUCCUUAUGGUAUGGAGGUAAUGACAUUUCGAUGCUCCGUUUAUGUUUUGUCGUUUUCUAAUUGCUACACAUGAGAAGACAAAUUAUCUAGAACACCUAGACGUUAAUACUGAACUUGCUUAUAGUAAAUGAACCUUUAAAAGUAUCACCCUGUAUAUAUAACAUUCAUUGAAUUUCAGUGAUUAAGAUCUUCCCAUCAAUUAGAAAAUAUUAUAUAUUUUUCCCAGUAUAAUAAUAAAAAUUUCAUUUUUGUAUGAAUGUGUUAACAAUACUUCAACUCGAACCAUAUUUUUAAUUAUCUAGAUUUUACGUUUAAAUGACUACAUCUUCGUCUGUUAUAAUUGUAGUUAAUAAUUCACUUUUUUACUUGUAAUUUGUAAAUAUUCGACUUAAGAAAUAUUGUGUAGGUUUAUGAGCUUGUAUUUAAGAAAUAAUGUAAUACCGAGAAAGUAUAGGCAACCAGUAGUCUCUAUAACUAAAUCGAUUACAACUGACCAAUUUCAUGGAAUUACGACCUGCUUCUUUUUUUUUCUAAUUGUAAGUUACAAGUAAAAUAUUUGUUAAUCCUAUUUUUAAAAGAAGAUAUGAUGAAUAUUUUUAUUUCACUAAGAAGUGAAAUCAGAAUCUGUUUAGUUAAUUUUUUAAAUAUAUCUAUAAACAUUAACUCUUAUCGGUACCUAUCUUUUCUAAUAAAAUUUGAUUGUAUGUCAAACUAAGUAAACUAAUUUUUUGUUGAACUUCAGUAUGUUAUUAACAAAGUUGUACAAAGUUUCUCUCGUAAUAAAUAUUGAAAAUAAUUUAUUGAAAACACAGGUUACAAUUUUGUAGACAGAAAUUAGGUCCUAAAUAUUUAUGCAUGUUGCCUAUCUUUUUUUCUAUGUAAAUUAUUGUAAAAAUAAAAAUAAUUGCUAUCACUGCCAUAAAUAUUGCUCAUAACUUAAUGUUAGAGGUGCCAAAUAGUUACCACUUUUGUUACAGUAUUGGUUCUUGUAGAACCUUUUAUAGUUUUGUGAUAAAAAAAUGAUAAGUGUCAUUUUAGUAAUAGUUUUGUGAUUUCCUAUAUUUAUAAUAUUUAUAAUUA